UGAUCUCCCUCUGCCUAGGGGAAUCGGAGGCGCAAAGGACUGAGAAUAAGAGGAGAGCUCAGGAUGAAGACAUAGCCUUGGGGACCGGUAGAAAAAUGAGGCUGGAGUCCCUGCUGCAGCUGGUAUUGCUGCUCUCCCUGCCCAGGAGUCUGGGGGGCAGGGGGUGUCCAUCUCCACCCUGCGAGUGCCACCAGGAGGACGACUUCAAAGUCACCUGCAAGGAUAUUCACCGCAUCCCCAGCCUACCGCCCAGUACGCAGACUCUGAAGCUCACAGAGACUCGUCUGAAAACCAUUCCCAGUCUUGCAUUUUCAAAUCUGCCCAAUAUUUCCAGGAUCUACUUAUCUAUAGAUGGAACUCUGCAGCGGCUGGAAUCACAUUCCUUCUACAAUUUGAGCAAAAUGACUCACAUAGAAAUUCGAAACACCAGAAGCUUAACUUUCAUAGACCCUGAUGCCCUGAGAGAGCUCCCCCUCCUCAAGUUCCUUGGCAUUUUCAACACCGGACUUAGAAUAUUCCCUGACCUGACCAAAGUUCAUUCCACCGAUGUAUUCUUUAUACUUGAAAUUAUGGACAACCCUUACAUGACUUCAAUCCCUGUAAAUGCAUUUCAGGGACUGUGCAAUGAAACCUUAACACUAAAACUGUACAACAAUGGCUUUACUUCAAUCCAAGAACACGCUUUCAAUGGGACGAAGCUGGAUGCUGUUUAUCUAAACAAGAAUAAAUACCUGACAGUUAUUGACAAAGAUGCAUUUGGAGGAGUAUACAGUGGACCAACCCUCUUGGACGUGUCUUACACCAGUGUUACUGCCCUGCCGUCCAAAGGCCUGGAGCACCUGAAGGAACUGAUAGCAAGAAACACUUGGACUCUUAAGAAACUUCCACUUUCCUUGAGCUUCCUUCACCUCACACGGGCUGACCUUUCUUAUCCCAGCCACUGCUGUGCUUUUAAGAAUCAGAAGAAAAUCAGAGGAAUCCUUGAGUCCUUGAUGUGUAAUGAGAGCAGUAUCCGGAGUCUGCGUCACAGAAAAUCUGUGAAUGGUCCCAUCUACCAGGAAUAUGAAGAAGAUUCGGGUGAUAGCAAUGUUGAAUACAAGCCAAACUCCAAGUUCCAGGAUAUACACAGCAACUCCCAUUAUUAUGUCUUCUUUGAAGAGCAAGAGGAUGAGAUCAUUGGUUUUGGCCAGGAGCUCAAAAAUGCCCAAGAAGAGACUUUACAAGCCUUUGACAGCCAUUAUGACUACACUGUGUGCGGGGACAAUGAAGACAUGGUGUGUACCCCCAAGUCAGACGAGUUCAACCCCUGUGAAGACAUAAUGGGCUACAAGUUCCUGAGAAUCGUGGUGUGGUUUGUUAGUCUGCUGGCUCUUCUGGGCAAUAUCUUUGUCCUGUUCAUUAUCCUCACCAGCCACUACAAGCUGACCGUCCCACGCUUUCUGAUGUGCAACUUGGCCUUUGCAGAUUUCUGCAUGGGGAUAUACCUGCUUCUCAUUGCCUCUGUGGACCUCUACACGCACUCUGAGUACUACAACCAUGCCAUCGACUGGCAGACAGGUGCUGGGUGCAACACAGCUGGUUUCUUCACUGUCUUUGCCAGCGAGUUGUCCGUGUACACACUGACGGUCAUUACCCUGGAGCGCUGGUAUGCCAUCACCUUUGCCAUGCGCCUGGACCGGAAGAUCCGCCUCAGGCAUGCCUAUGUCAUCAUGGUUGGCGGCUGGGUUUGCUGCUUCCUGCUUGCCCUGCUCCCUCUGGUGGGAAUAAGUAGCUAUGCCAAGGUCAGCAUCUGCCUGCCCAUGGACACUGAGACCCCUCUUGCUCUGGCGUACAUUGUUCUUGUUCUGUUGCUCAAUAUCGUGGCCUUCAUCAUCGUGUGCUCCUGCUACGUGAAGAUCUACAUCACGGUUCGAAAUCCCCAGUACAACCCUGGAGACAAAGACACCAAAAUUGCCAAAAGGAUGGCUGUGCUGAUCUUCACCGACUUCAUGUGCAUGGCGCCAAUCUCCUUCUAUGCCCUGUCGGCACUUAUGAACAAGCCUCUCAUCACUGUCACCAACUCCAAAAUCUUGCUGGUUCUCUUCUAUCCACUGAACUCCUGUGCCAACCCAUUCCUCUAUGCCAUUUUCACCAAGGCUUUCCAGAGAGAUGUGUUCAUCCUGCUCAGCAAGUUUGGCAUCUGUAAACGCCAGGCUCAGGCAUACCAGGACCAGAGAGUUUGUCCAAAGAACAGCACUGGUGUUCAGAUCCAUAAGGUUACCAGGGACAUGGGACAGAGUCUCCCCAACAUGCAGGAUGCCUAUGAACUGCUGGAAAAUUCCCACCUAACUCCAAAUAAACAGGGCCAAAUCUCAGAGGAGUAUAAGCAAACAGUCUUGUAAGUUGAUCCCAUAACCACUCACAUAUGGUAGGGGGACUUAUAACAGGCUGGUGUCUUGAACAUGCACUCCAAUCUCAUGACACACAAACACACAGCUGACCUGACCUUUGUGCAGGUGAUGGUUCAUGAGGUCAUAGUUCAUCUCUGGAGAGUGACUAGCAUUAAACUAAUCACCGCCCCCAAGAAGGAAGAGAAGCCACCAGCACCAUCGGAAUCACAGGUGAUGUGAAAACAAUCUGGGUUCUCUGGAAGACGUGCUUCAUGCUAA
Messenger RNA from Marmota flaviventris (yellow-bellied marmot), 2648 nucleotides. It is a transcript of the gene Tshr, whose product is annotated as thyroid stimulating hormone receptor. The record is from RefSeq and is a predicted model, not a curated record. Gene Ontology annotation, biological process: adenylate cyclase-activating G protein-coupled receptor signaling pathway; hormone-mediated signaling pathway; activation of adenylate cyclase activity. Lineage: Eukaryota; Metazoa; Chordata; Mammalia; Rodentia; Sciuridae. Gene Ontology annotation, molecular function: G protein-coupled peptide receptor activity; thyroid-stimulating hormone receptor activity. Gene Ontology annotation, cellular component: plasma membrane.